UCGUCACUAAAAUAAACUACAUCUGUGUUUUGCUAGUUUCGCCCACUUGUUUAGAUUCCCUGCAAGAUGGCUGACGGUACAGUGGCAGAAGACACUCUAAGAACAGGGCAAGGUGGUGAAGAGAUGCGGACCAGCUCUCCCAGGCUAUCAAGGAAGGCAAGGGAAGAUGCCGUGGCUGUGAAUGAGCCUAGUGGGGGGGACCCUGAUAAUUAUCUCCUGAACUCACCGUGGACGUUUUGGCAUGACGCUACACGAAGAGGAGCAACUGCCAAAGAUUUCUUUGAGAAUCUAAAACCUUUGUGUAUAGUCAAGACCAUCAAGGCAUUUUGGGGUGUGGUCAACAAUAUUCGUCCCAUAGAGCAGUUGGGCGAGAGAGAGAGCUACCAUCUUAUGAGGAAUGAGAAUAGGAGACCUAUUUGGGAGGACUCUGAUAAUGCUCAUGGUGGAUUGUGGUCAUUCAAAGUCAGAAAGAUGCACACAGCCAAGGUAUGGCAGGAGCUGUUGUUGGCUGCUGUGGGUGAGCAGUUCUCAGAGUGUGUGGGCGGUGGUGACUGUGUGUGUGGUGUGAGUGUGAGGAUAAGAGGGUUCGAUCAAGACAUCGUACAGAUCUGGAAUGAAGACUCAGAACUUCACUCAAAAGCUUCCGUAAUCCAGAAAGUGAAGGAACUGAUUCCAGGCCUUGAGAUUAAUGAAUAUUAUCAAUCCAACAGAUCUAAAAUGCAAGAAUCUCUCAUGAAGCCGGCACCCUAUCAUCACCAUAGCAACCCGCACCCUCCCUACAUGCACGGGGGGCCACGACGUUACCCUGGCCCACCUCCCCCUCGUGGGGGGUACUCUCGUCCAAUGUACCCCCCACCCCCCGGGAUGUUCCCCCCUGGGCCGCAUUAUCCCCCACGGCAAUUCAGACCCCCCCAUCCUAGCCAACAAAACUGACCCUAUAUCCACUGUGUUCGUAUUAUUACCCCAUUUUAUAUUUUAUUACAUUUGUAGUUCUUUAUACACGUACACAGUGCACUCAUUUUUGUUAUAAUGUAGCGUCACAGCUAACCCUGGUCUCGAUCCCAGGCUGCA
Messenger RNA from Halichondria panicea, 1071 nucleotides. Its product is annotated as eukaryotic translation initiation factor 4E type 3-like. Gene Ontology annotation, molecular function: RNA 7-methylguanosine cap binding; translation initiation factor activity. The record is from RefSeq and is a predicted model, not a curated record. Gene Ontology annotation, cellular component: eukaryotic translation initiation factor 4F complex. The transcript has 6 exons. NCBI's taxonomy places the organism in Eukaryota, Metazoa, Porifera, Demospongiae, Suberitida, Halichondriidae. The coding region runs from base 67 to 933 and encodes 288 amino acids. Gene Ontology annotation, biological process: translational initiation.